AUGGCAGGGCUCACGGGGGCCUUGGACGCAUUUCUCGCGGCCGCGAGUGGAGCCUGCCGCAGUCCCAUCGCCGUCUUCAUCCAGAUCCAGGUACUCCGGCGAGUUGAAUUUUUUCGAGCCUCUUUGACAUCUGGAUCUGGACAGUGAAUGGUGCCUUGGCUUGAAACAUUUACAGGGGAUUUUUUUCAUCCCAUUUGAGUGUUCGUAAUGUGUUCAUUCUUACGAUGUGUAAAGAAUGUAUCUUUCGUGCCCUCUUCUUGACCUUUCGCUAUGUUUUUCCUAGAUGAAGUAAGCUUUACGCUUGAUAUGACAUUUCCUUCGCGGAAAAUUGAAAAAAAUGAAAGAACUUUAACAGGAAACUGCUAACGCACUUUUCUCUAAUCGGAGCUUUCCUUCCUGAGUAUUUUCACCGGAGAAAUUCGUCGUUUCUCAUUUUCCUGUAACUCAUGCUCUCAGGUAAUAAAUUUAAUUUGAACUUAUUUUAUGUCAGAUACAUUACCUGAAUCAGUGGACAUCAUUUUCCCGUGUGUUUGGUAUUUUUGAGUGGUGAAUCAUGAGGCAAGUGUGUAGAAAUAUGACUAACCACGAAUAUAUCAUCUCUUUUGUCCUGUGAGCAGAUGCAUGAAAGUCUAAACAGAAAAAAUGCUCCAUAUUUUUUUAAAAAUCGAUUAUCCUUUUUAGUCGUAACUAGCAUGAGUUGGGAGACGAGGGAAAAGAGCUUGAUACGAAAUGAAAGCUUCAUGGUGAUAUAGUUAGUUAAAAUUCAUGUGCAUAUUCUGCAGAAGCAAGACACAAAAGGCUCAUUUUUUCACAUUGGUUCUAUGGAAAAUGUUGCCCAGUUCUGUGUAAACACUGCCUUAAGGAGAGAAGGGCUGAGCACAAAUCUCUUUGGGGAGGAUAGAAGAUGUUUCUGCAUUAUUUUGAGAUGAAAUCUAUUGUCGCUACAGUAACAAAGACAGAAUAUUGACUGCUCGAAAGUUGAUUCCCUUUUCAUAAUAUUUUCUGCUUCUGUUUUCUCUUCUAAUUAAGUAUCUUAAUUGUGAGGUAUAUUAUUCUGGCGAACGGGACUUGCGAUUUUUUUGUACACGUUAGGGUUUUUAAACCCACAAUAUACUCAUGUAUCUUUUAAAAGUGGAGAAUAUGUCAUUUCACAAAUAAUUUUCGACUUUAUUUAAUUCCUAAAAUACCUUUUUGUUUGGAGGAUCAUGAGUCCAAGCCAAUUUUCUUUGCACAUCUCAUUAAUGAAUUGUCAGUUUUCAUUAAUUUUUAAGGUGACACGAGUAAUUAAAUUGUACAACCACUAGGAAUUGAAAUCCGCAGGUGUCAAUAAACACUUAGUCUUCAUCCUGAUGUGCUGCUUCUCAAAUUGUCAAUGUGCCCACUCCUCUCAGGAUUCCCCCAUUUGCUAGGAACCCCCUCAUCUACUUGUUGCUUCCUCGUUGCCCAAGCAUUUCCAUCCUUUUGCCCUCAUACAUGAAUUUCGACUUUUUCACCAACUCGUGGGCACGCUUAUUUUUCAGCGUAAAAGUGGCUUUCCAAUGUAGAUUCUUUUCAGUCUCCUGUACUCACCAUUUCAUUUAUUGCGCAUACUCAUUCUCUACGACUAUGCCAACUUAUGGGAUAGCCCUUAGUUGGGCAUUGCCUGAUCACCAGUUAUUCUACUUUAUGUGGCAUUUUUCUUCCUGAAUUUGUUAAAAUUGCAUAGUAAAUGAGAACCUACUUUUGAUAGUCAUUAUUUGUCUAGAAUGAGAAUACUUUUCAAUGUGCAAUACUCAUUGUCAUAAUAAUGUAUGGACUUUAAAAGUAACUGGAGCUUUGGUAGUUUACCUUUAAUUCAUACUUUCCCUAACAUGCUUGCUUGUCAUAGUAAUAAAGUUUUUCUAAGUACUUAUUUAGUCUUUAUUUUCUUCACCCUUUUAUUUUCAGGGAUGCUUCAUAUGUUUGACCCUUGCAAUUGGAUGGGUUUUUGCCUCUCACGUCAGGUACUCAAAUCUUUUAAAAUAAGAGUUGGCACUAUGUUGAAUAAUAGCCCUAUGAAAGCAAUCGUCAAUCUUGAGGAAGAAGUAAUUUCUUCAGCAUCAUCGAUUCAUUUGUGUUUCAGGUACAGUGCCAUACUGCGAAUGAAGCGUGCAACUGCGGGUGGAAAUCCUUUUGCAUUUAUCUAUGAAGAUAUCAAUGAUCUUGAGCACUGUGCUCAGUCAAAGUUGCCGAGAGUCUCAGUUGUUAUGCCUCUCAAGGGGUUUGGGGAGCAUAAUCUGCAGAACUGGAGAAGUCAGGUCAAUAUUCACAUAUUCAAGAAACUCAAGUACCCUUUCAGAUGUUUUGUUGUCAUUCAACUGCUUCUUUCAUGUUCCUCCAAAAAAAUGCAUACCUUUACAUUUGCAUUGCUAUUAAUUCAAUUUUAUGACUGCGGCUUGUGUUUACAUCUUCUAUUGGUUCACCUCAACUGGCACACAUACUGUGAUCAAUUGUUUUCAAUGAAAUUCACUUUAUGUUUGAUUUUCAAAAAUUUCCCGCUUGUACCAUUGUCUGGUGUGCUGUUUUCAAGCCUCUCCUGAUAGGUGCAUCUAUUCAUUUAUACUUUUGGUUUUGUGUGCAAAUUUUCCAUUAACUAAAGUAAAAUACCAAAAAUAUCCCAUCCCACCCUACUGAGGUCGCUUCACUUUUUUCCAUCUUUAAAAUUGAAAAACACAGGAUCUGUUUGGAUUGAUCGGUUCCCAAUUGGAGCAGGUCUUUUAGACACUAUGUAGAAGACGUGUCCUGUGGAGAGUAAACGGGAGAAAAAUAAGGUGCAGAGAGCGGAAACAAUUGAAGAGAAAGAAAAAUCACCUCUCUCCCGCCUACCCUUGCUAUCUCUCAUGUCUCACCCCCCCUUCCCUCAUUAGUGGCCUUUUCCUGAUAUUCAGAAGGUUCCAAGUAUAUUACAAUGCAAGGUCGGAUGGUGCUUAACACGAGAGGCCUAUUUUGCACAUGGAAUCAUGCGCAUAUAGUACGAACAUAUCUUGUAAUUGUAGAUUAUUUUUCCGUAGAGAAUGGUAUAUGUGCAAUGCUGUUUUUUCCUUUACAUUUUGAUUCUUUUUAAGCAUGUUAACAUGGAAUAACAUAUAUUUCUUCUGACUGCUGGUACAUUAUGGAAUCACAUGCUCUUACACUGUCUAUGUAUUUCUCAAUUAUCUCCCCUUUGUAUUUGAUUGCAGAUUACUUCGCUCUACGGAGGGCCCUUGGAAUUCCUUUUUGUUGUUGAAAGUGUUGAUGAUCCAGCCUACCAUGCUAUUACUCUGUUGAUCUCAGAAUUCAAGGUGAAUUGAAGAGCUGCUUUUUGGGGCACUGACUGUUGACAUUUUUUUAAAAUCCUUGCAUGGCAUGCUGACAUUUCUUCUUUAGAGAUGUUAUUCACAGUGUACACCACAUUACCGCGCUAUAUCUAGUGGCGGCCACCCUUGUCGUCUUUAUUUUCAGCUUACUGCUGACAACUUAUUAAAAAAUUAAUCUCACAGUCUGGUUCACGAUUUAUUUUCUCUCAUUUAUUACAAUUUGUGAAUAAUGUAGUUUUGAUUGAAUGGGUUGGGAUGCAUGUGGUUAUCCCAUUUCUAUUUAGUUGAUCAUGUUAGAUAAGUCCAUGUCUUUUGUGAUCAUGUAUUAUAUCUGACGGAGAAGGGAGUUUUCUGACAGGGUGCUGAUUUAUUUUCAGGACAACAUUGAUGCGAAGAUUGUCGUAGCUGGUCUGUCAGAGGCAUGCAGCCAGAAAAUUCAUAAUCAAUUAGUAUGUGUUAAUUUCCUUAUUUGAAAGAGACUCGUAUGCAACAGGGAAUAUUUCUGUGCGUGAAAGUUGAUGUUCUGUUCCUGUCAAUUGCUUUCUUAGAUGGCCUUGUAUUUACUUAUUUUAUUUUUCGUAAAAUGUUACAUGUUAACCUGCUCUAGCUAUCGACAUUUGUGAUGUGUUCUUUACAUGAUGGAAUUUUUCAUAUGAAGAUAGAUAUUACUGGUAUUCCUUUUACUUCAUGGGAAGGUAUCCUGGUAGGAAGGUCUGGACAUUUGAAAAAUCUACUAUUAUGUUCAAUGUAUGAUGAUACAUGAAUCUAUUACACUUCGAAGUUCUGACAUGGGCAAAUUGGCAAUGAACCCAUGAGCUGAGAAAAAUGAUACAAAUUGGUUUCUGUCUUUUUCUUGUCUUUUCACUGCAAACAACUGUCAUAGUGUUGACUUGUGUCGCCAUGUAUAGAAUGUAAAAAGGGACACGGAACAAGAACCUUUUCCUGAUCAUCCAAUUUUAGCAGCUAUGCACCUUUCUUAGUGCAAAGAUUUGAUCUAGGCAAUUGUUGCUGGUGUGAACUGGUUCCUCUCCUUGAAUUUAAACUUGAUAAUUCUCUUUUUGAAUAUUUAUUCCUGUUUCUCGAGAUCAUCAAAAAGGUUUUGUAUGCUGUUUGGUUUUAGUGUCUUUUUGAAUAUGCUACUGCACUACCCUAAUUAUCUUUCUUAUAGGCAAGCGAUUAUUGAUAUGACGAUCCUUUCCAUCCAGAAUUGAAACAGUUAAAAAAGGCUUGGGAAAAUUUGUUAAACCUUCUUAGAGUUGGAUCUAUUUGAUGAACCCAUCAAUAUUCCCAGUUCUUCACUGUCUUUUUGUCUUUUCCUUCGGUGGGUUGUUCAUACUUAAGGCUGUUCUUUUCAUACUUUAUCAUCCUCUAUUUGUGUCAUCGAGAAAUCAGGAUUUUUUUCUGAAAAACUUUAGAAAAAUUAUAAUUGUCAGAUUGUAAACGACUAAAGAAGAAUCCUCUGCUUGUCGUCUGCUUGAUAUACUUGUGGCUCAUGUUCAAUUCUCCUCAUUAGGUUCUACAUGAUUUUCACGAUACUAUUUUUCCAAUAUAACUGCAGAAGUUUAAUUGAAUAUGCCUGGAAAUCAGAUGAUAUUGUGUUCUGCUUGUUACUUCUUUAUUAUCUUUGGUCCUUGCAUGAUGUCUUCAUUUAUUGCAGUAUACAAUCAGUUUAGAUAAUGUGCAUUUGCGGUUUCUCCAAUAAGAAACUAGAUUGGUUUGAAUGCUACUUGAUUGUUACGGAAUGGUUAUCUUUAUAGGUUGGUAUCCAAAAAAUGCACCAAGACAGCAAGUAUGUGCUGUUUCUAGAUGAUGAUGUUAGACUACAUCCUGGUUCAAUAGGAGCACUCACAGCAGAGAUGGAGAAAAAUCCUGAGGUUUGUUUGUCUGAUGCCUGUACUAGACCUCUUCCCGAAAUGCUUUCAAAUUUAACUGCCUUUUGGAUGUUAGUAUUGUUGUUGUCAAUUUGCAGAUUUUCAUUCAGACUGGCUACCCUCUUGAUUUACCAUCAGGAAGCUUGGGAAGUUACUGUAUCUAUGAAUACCAUAUGGUAAGAACACCUUAUAGUUAAAAUUUAUCAUACUCUCCUAGCAAUAAUUGGAAUUAUAAUCUUCAUCAUUUGUUCUUUUAUACCUUGCUUCUGUAAUUUUUGAAACUGUUGAUUAACAACUGGUUAUCGUCUUUGUUUUGUUUUUUUUUUCAUCCUUCGUCAUCAGAAGAUACACUUCCUCUUGCCCAACCAAUAUGCACAGACUUCUUAUAUCUGACUUUGGUGUUAUUCUCCUUGUUGGACAUUUUUUUAAGUCACUUAGUCUUUGGAAGGAAUGAUAAUCUGUGUUUCUAUGUAUAGGCUUGCAUGAAAUAAGAACUCACGUCUCAGCAUCCUGGUUACUGGCCUUCUCGAUUUAGGAUACUGGAGAGUAUCUUGUGCAUAUAAGACAACUUAUUGUCAUGAAUCCUUUCAUUUUGGUUUCUCUAAAGUUUGAACCUAGGCAUCUUUCUUAUGUCUAAUCAUUUUAGCCAUUUUCAGAUUUGCCAGUACUUUUUUUUCGUUUUGGAAUGAUGAAGACCCUGUAUCACCAGUGAACCUCAGUAAAACUCAUGAAUUCCUACGUACUUCCUCCAUUAUGAUCCCUUCGGGUGUUCAAAUGAGGUCCCUGGUAGGAACACUUUAUGCCUUCUUCUCUAUAAAAUGGUGUAAUGUUUGCCAUGUGGAAAUUAUGGAAGUUGUAAUUAGUGUGUGUCCUACUGAUACAAAGAAUUAAUCCUUUCAUUGAUGUGUGACGCACCAUACCUGUGACUGAUUUCAAGAGAAAUCACCAAAUGUGAAUUUAAAUGAAAGUUGGCCAACAAAUGAGAUAACCUCUUUGAGCAGUCACAGUGGGGUUACGCUUGUAACUAGGGUCCCUUCUAAGGUUCCUGGUAUUCAAAGCCAGACAGAUUGUAGGAAGUACGGAAACUUCCUCUGACCAAGGUGGUUGUUUAUGAUGGAUAAGGAGAUAGGGUUGGUGGGGACUUAGAGGCAAGCAUAACCAGCUAUAAUUUUUUGUGACAGAAGAUUAGAUGAGAGGUCCAAAGUAAAAAUGAGAAUGAUUAUACCUUGAAUCUGUGGAUGGAGACUCAUAGAGGUCAUCUUUGAGCAAAUGAUCCCACUAACUAUACUUCUCAUUGAGAUGUAGCGAUCCCACACUGCCUAAAGGAUGCUAGGGAUCAAAUACGGACAAAUUAACCCUCAGCUUCACAUUUUGGGAUCUUGAUUUUACACCAGAAAAGGACUUUCUUGACCCUUUUGGGAUCAGUGUUUCUUGAUUUUGCACCAGAAGCAUGAUGCCUUCAAUGCUCCUAAAAAGUAGUGAAAAGUUUGGGGGUUCCCCUGGGAUCUUUAAUAGACCUUAAAUACUUCUAGAAGAGGUCAAAAUUGUCAGAUAUAAACUUGGACUCAAUGACCUAACAAAAAUCAGGAAAAGAAAUCCCUAUUACAUUAUUCACCAAGUCCAGUCAUGCUCUUCCUUUGAGUGCAGACCUUGACUGGUGCAUGGUUGACUCUGAUGUCCUCAUUAUUCAACUAGUUAGAAAAGAAAAUGCCAUUCAAGCUAGCUUAUAUAAGCUUUGGCCAUAUCGAAUUUGAUAGUAUUAAGAGUAUGGGUUUUCUUCUCAAGAUGCUGAGCGUGUUUUAAUGCUGUUAACAAAGGGGCGUGAUAGAAGCCUCAUAGACAAGGGCGAUUGAGUUGGUUAGUAGAUUUAUAGAAUUUGUUUACUAUCGGCUUUCUCUUUACAAUAAUCGCAUCAGAAACUAUUUUCUGCCCCUUUAGUUUCAUGAAAAUGCACUUCAGCAGGUUGACUGUUAGAGUGAUUUUUUAGUUCUUUGAUGAUCUGCAUAAAAGUUUCUUGUCAUGUCCGAAUCUUGUUGACCCUGACUAGUUUGGGUUUAGCCAUGUUUUUGCAUGAAAAAAAUGACGAGCAAAGGAUAAUGAUAAGGGGAGGGACAGAAAUAGUGGUCUUUGUUAGUCAGUCCCGCAUACCUAUGGUUUUCACGCCUUGGUCCAGGUUUAUGCUUCAAAGUUGUCCUGACUAUGAAAUAAACCAGUCUAUGCUUUGAUGGGGAAACUCCUCGUUGGGCAGAAGAUCCCAUCUCUUACUGCUUGUAUGUUACCAUCCUACAUCUCUGUUAUAAACAUCAGUUAUCCACAAACCUCUGCAAGUAAUUUUGAUCACUUGUCAUGGUAUAGGCAUGGGGCAUGACUUUUUAUUUUUCGAGGGCUAUUUGGACGAAUCAUUAGGGCUAGGAUGUUGAAUGAGAUUAGUUAUGAACCCAGGAGAUCUUGGGCUAUUUUCAUUUGAUAAUGUCUCUUUUUACCAUUUUCAUAGUCGUUAGUUAAAAUAUCUGUCAAAAUAUGCGUAGUUUCACUGCAUAAAAACGAUCUUUUUUAUCAAUUCUCUUGGUCAUUGUAUCAUAGGUUUUCCCCUUGGUGUUGACAUGUAUAAAACAUGUGUAUACAUAUUUAUUCGUUAACAUCUAUGUAGUGUCCAUAUUUUUGGGUCAAGGUCUUGAUAGUUUUCCGAGUCUUGCUUUAUCCUCUUGGAGUUUGUUAUUCCUCUUGUGGUUAUUGAAAUCUUCAUGAAGAGAUAAUAUUGGUUUCUCCAUUACAAGAACAAAUAUGAACCAACGAUCCAUAAUUAAGCUCACCAAGUUUAUUCAUUUUUUAGUUAUUUCUGCUGCAUCCCAAAUCAGAUCAUUCAUGCCUCUGAGGAAUACUUUUCCAUAUCUUAUCAGAGUUCUUCUUUUACAUUUUUGUAUAACAGUUUUAUUUUUUUUCGUUAAUUAAUUUGGUUUUCCUUUUUCUCGCUAACAAAGUGUUGGAAAUGGUUUUAAAAGUGUGAAUAGUUAGCCCUUUUGCGCUGAUGUUCACUUUCUCCUUCCUUUUUGAUAUCUUUGGCCUAGAGUGAUCAUGACUACCAUGUCUGCUGUUUUAUUUUCAGCCUUGUUCGAUGGGAUUUGCUACUGGUGGAAGGACAUUUUUUUUAUGGGGAGGGUGCAUGAUGGUAAAACUUCAACGUAACUCUUUUGCUUGAAAGGCACUUUAUAAAGUCUCACAAACUUUCAUCUCCCUUUGUGCUCAUAUCACUUGUUUAUAUUCUCAGAUGCAUGCUGAUGAUUUCCGAAAUGACCUCUAUGGUUUGGUCAGUGGACUUAAAAACGGUGGUUAUUCUGAUGACAUGACCCUUGCUGCAGUAGCUGGUAAAACUUCCAUGCUACCAUGCUUGAAAUUGGGGCUCGAAAUGAGAACAUUUAUGUUGAUAUAUGAUGAAUUUUUUCCUCUUCAUGUGAUUCUUUGGGUUCUGAAAACAGUCUACCACACUAUUCAUAAGACAUAAGCCCUAUUUUCGUCUUCUUUAUCUUCUCUAUAAAUAUUUAGUUGCUUCUGUUCUGCCUCAGUGGCACUCCCUGGGUUUAGUGGAUGCAUUUUUUUAUUCCCGUCAUGUUGUUAGUUUUAUUUGUAAUGGGUAGAUCAAUUACUUCUAUGGCCUGUAACUCAUUUGUUCUUUCUCUUUGUAUUCAAUCUUUAAUCCAGAUUUCUGGUUCCUUGACUGUUCCAGACCUUUUUAGAAGCUAAUUAUGAAAUAAACCUGUCUAGAUUCGACAAAACCAUCCGUGGUUCUAUUUCUUGUGAACUGAUACCGCUCACAUUCAACUAAUGCUGCAUCAUAAUUUAUCAUGUUUUCUGCUUUAAGGCCCUUUGUUUUCGCUUCUUCUCUUGAUGCCCACCAUUAUUAGCCCAUUCUCUCCCCCGAACUUGCUUCCGACUGUUUCCCCCUGUCUUUCUUUGCCUCAUUACUUCCUCCUACUUUGCAAACUCUGCCUCUUCCGUCUUCAUUCGCUUGCCCAGAACGCCUUGUUCUGAUGCCAGAUGAGCGGAAUUCGGGUUAAGGUUUUCAGUUGGCUCAGUCUGAGAAUCUUCAAACUGAGUCUAAAGUUGUAAAUUUUGUGGUAUGAAAAGGAAAAUAUCAAAUUUACUUUAUAUACUCUCUCGAAGGUUACAUAUAAGUACUUACUACUGUCAGUUGCUCGCUUGAUUAACACAAGAUAUCCAAUGCAGGGGCACAUAAGAGACUGAUCACCUCACCGCCAGUUGCUGUCUUUCCUCAUCCGCUUGCAAGUGAUCUCAGCUUUUCAAGGUUUUUAUUCUUUUAUUUGAUUUCCUCAUAAUAGAAUUAGCAUGAAUCUACAACGAUGCUCACCAUCAAAUCCUUUGCGCGUAGAUACUGGAAUUACCUCAGGAAGCAGACAUUCGUUCUGGAGUCGUACAUUUCUGACGUCAAUUGGUUGAUGAACCGCGCAUUAUUUUUUUCACAUUGCUAUCUAUCUUGGGGAUUUGUGUGUCCAUAUGUUAUGGCUAUGGUCCAUAUUGUGACAGCCAUACGUGCAAGAUUCGGUGACUAUCCUUUCAACGAAACCACUGCGUCAUCCACCGGUGAUUACUUAAUUCCCUUCUGACUAGAACCUUUUUUGAACAGAGAUGGGACAUCUCUUUCUCUCUCUCUCUGGAUAUAUAUGUACAGAUAUAUGUUGCAGGAUGAAAUCCCAACAGUUGCUUACUGUUUGCAUGUUGCUUGAAUUCAGGCCUGUUGCUGACAACUUGCCUGGCUACGUGCACCGUUUUGGAGCUUCUUUCAAUGUGGAACCUGACGAAGGUGGAGAUUCAAUUGUGCAACAUGCUAUCUCCAGAAGGGCACCGAGUAUCUCUUGGUUCGUACAACUGGGGACUUGUAAGCAUCUCAUCCUCCCAUUUCGUUCAUGUCAAUGGCCAAACCCCUCCUCCCUGCCUUGCAUUAUUUCUUUCACCUGGUUCUCAUUUGAUCCAAUGGCCUCAUGCAUCUGGUCCUUCCAUUGCAAUGGCUCUAUGUGAUCCGCUUUGCUCCGAAGUAUGCAUGCGUGAUGUGAUGUUCAGCAAUGUGUUGAAGGAAGCUUUUGCCACUGAUGUUGCCUCACAAGCAGGUUUUCAUAGCUAUGCUGGUGGACAACUUCCUGUACCCUGUAUCCGCCAUUCGCUCCCACUUUUCUCAAUCCAUCAACUGGUCAGGGAUUCGUUACCACUUGAGGAACGGCAAGAUAAGCAAGGUGCGUGCGUUGUUCUUCGACUGUAAGAUUAUGAUGAUCGUUUUGUCCCUGAUCGAAAAAACUUGAGCAAUGGUCGGCCCCAUUGCUGAUCAGUUCUGAGUUAGGAUGCCCCUGUAGCUGCUCUCGGCAUAUCCAAAACGCCUUAAAGUUUAAACUUAUAUGAUAAUUCUUCCGAGUUAUAUCUACCAUCCCCUAUUCAUAGGACCCAUUUGGCUAUCUGGGUAGCGAGAGAGAGAGAGAGAGAGAGAGAGAGAGAGAGAGAGAGAGAGAGAGAGAAAGAGAGAGAUACCAUGACAGUAAUAUUAUCUCUGUCUACAUUCUAGUUCAAGAAAUAUUAUUAUUACUAACCACAGGAAUGCCGGAAAAGAUUGUGCCUUAAACUGUUUUACUGUUGUGAUUUCGAUGUUUUUCUCACCUCACCCUUCAUCUUCUUUGCCGAAUAUUUCUGCAUAAUUUAAAAAAUACUUUGAUGAAGUAUUCAACAGGAUCAUCAUCACCUAGACACUGUUAAAAUUUUAUACCUGUGCAUUAUCCAUCUGCAGAUCGAAAGAUGCAAGGAUCCCAGCUACUCAGACCUGGGAGGCAAGCAUCUGUACCAGAGGAGGGGUUCCCCAACCAAGGCUCUCUUCCUCAACUCAAUCCUGCGAAGCUUCUCGCAGUGGCACCAUCCCAAGAGAUCUGACAGCUAG
Messenger RNA from Spirodela intermedia, 11120 nucleotides. Lineage: Eukaryota; Viridiplantae; Streptophyta; Magnoliopsida; Alismatales; Araceae. The record is from the annotation of a GenBank genome assembly.